AUGGCGAUAACAAGAUAUGCGCCCACGCAAGAUGUCGGCAGCAGCAUCGGUAGUACGAACACCACCACGAUCACUACCGCCAACAACAACAACAACAAUGAAAGCAUUAACAAUAGCUACCUACCAUAUGCACGGAAUAGCGGCAGCAGAGUCGACGCGCCGGCUGAACCAGCCGUCAACGUCAACAACUCACUCUACUACUGGGAGUUUGCUCCGGAGGAGUUGCCUGAGUUUUCACUGGUCGCACCAGAGUUAGAACCUUCCAUACAACAACUCGCCGCUGCAGCCCAAGCACCCGCGUCAUCCUCCUCGUACUCAUAUCAGGAAACGAAUGCCCGCGCGGACAAUCACACGACUGAAGUGCAAGGCGAGCCACCGCCUUCGUUCUACACGAGUUUCAAUAUUUCUGACGAUAUCUUCGACUAUUUUAAUGGAUUUCUCGAGAGCACCGAGCAGCAGCAGCAACAGCAACCAUUGUUGACGACUACCAGCACAGAGAGUGUAACGAGCGCGAUCAGCAAUAGUGUGGCCACGGCGAAUUUGACGCUAACGACGUACGUACAGACUGUUAGUAAUGGUUCACGUGAUCCGGCAUUGGGUGAAUUUCUCUGUCUACUACCUAAUGAGCGUAUAUCGUUGCUCUCAUUUCUGUUUCUCUUCUCGUUCGCCACCGUGUUCGGCAAUGCACUGGUGAUAUUGGCUGUGGUACGCGAACGCUACCUGCACACGGCUACGAAUUACUUCAUCACAAGUUUGGCGGUAGCCGAUUGUCUGGUGGGCCUGGUUGUGAUGCCCUUGUCGGCCCUGUACGAAGUGCUCGAGAAUACGUGGUUUUUCGGCACCGACUUUUGUGAUAUCUGGCGCUCAUUGGAUGUACUCUUCAGCACCGCUUCCAUUUUAAAUUUAUGUGUGAUAUCAUUGGAUCGUUAUUGGGCCAUAACGGACCCUUUCUCCUAUCCCAUGCGCAUGACGGGAAGGCGCGCCGCCUUUCUGAUCUGCGCGGUGUGGGUCUGUUCGAGUACCAUUAGUUUUCCAGCGAUUGUGUGGUGGCGUGCGGCGCGCGACGGCGAGAUGCCCGCUUACAAGUGCACGUUUACGGAGCAUCUCGGCUAUUUGGUCUUCUCAUCGACGAUCUCAUUUUACCUGCCACUACUAGUUAUGGUCUUCACCUAUUGUCGCAUCUAUCGUGCUGCGGUCAUACAGACACGUUCGCUGAAAAUCGGCACCAAACAAGUACUGAUGUCAUCUGGUGAACUGCAAUUAACCUUACGCAUACAUCGUGGUGGCACGACACGUGAACCUUCGACCAGCGCGUCACAUCAUCCGACAAUUCAUGGCUCGUUGGGUGGCGCACCGAGCGGCGAUGGUAUGCAACAUCAUCGCCAUCAUUCACAUCAACAUUCAACGCUUCACAAUCACAGCGCUUCGGGCACGACGACUUCAACGCCCGAGGAGCCGGACGAUGAACCACUAUCGGCGCUACACAAUAAUGGUCUGGCACGUCACCGGCAUAUGGGUAAAAACUUCUCCUUGUCGCGUAAGUUGGCGAAGUUCGCCAAAGAGAAGAAAGCAGCCAAGACGUUGGGUAUAGUGAUGGGUGUAUUCAUCGUGUGCUGGCUGCCGUUCUUCGUUGUUAAUUUGCUAUCCGGCUUAUGUGUGGAGUGCAUCGAACAUGAAGAGAUAGUGUCAGCGGUGGUCACAUGGUUGGGCUGGAUAAAUUCAUGCAUGAAUCCGGUGAUAUACGCUUGUUGGAGUAGAGACUUCAGAAGAGCAUUUGUACGUCUGCUGUGCGUUUGCUGCCCGCGUGGAGUACGCCGCAAAUACCAACCGACAAUGCGUUCCAAAUCACAGUGCAAAGUUGCUGCCGCCAUGGUAGCCGCCUCAACACCAUUCAGCUACACCUCAGUGCAACAAUUCGACGGUAACCGCUCGAUCAUGUGACGACAGCUCAGCAGCUGCAGCUCCUGUAGCGGGAGCAGCAGCUGCGGCCGCAAUGCCAUACAUCAUCAUCACCUACACCCGCAUCCGCAUGCGCACCAUCAAUUGCAACAGCAGCAACAGCAACAACACUUGCAACGCAGCUGCACGCGCUGUCAAAGCUUCCACCGGCAUCACCAUCGCCAGCGACGACGCAGCUCAACGCUGCGUGAGGACUUCAACAGUUUACCCGGUUCGUGCCACAGUGGUGCUAAUGACUACGGCGCCGACCACGUGGACCUAAACGGUGGCAAAGCCAACGGCACGAAUGGUAAUGGCAGAAAUGUACACAUAACCAAGGCGAUUGUGACGUUUUCGCCACCUGUGGUGGCAGACUCCUUGAAUGUGCCCUCCUCGCUGUCCGGCUCAAUGCUAACCAUCUCAUCGGUGCCGACAACUCUGAUGUUGGGCGCGCCAACAACACCAGCCGGCAGACACUCGUUAAGCGCGGCCACCACACCACUGGCCAAUACGACAAACAUCAGUCCGAGUAAUACGAAACACUGCAGUUUUGCGCUCACGCCGCUCUUGCCGCCGCCACCAGCGCCUAGGCAAUUAUCGUUCCUCACAACGGCGCGCUUCCAUGCGAAUACACAGUGCGGCCCGACGGCGUCGGCGACAACGACAACUGCAAUGACGUCUACGGUUUCGGCCAAUACGGGACGCAUGCCGUCGACCACCGUCUCGGCGCCGGCACUUAUCGAAACAGUGGGCAAUUGGCCGACGACGCCACUCACGCCGCUCACACCGCUUACACCGGGUAUGCACGCGCCGCGGCAGCACAUACACGGCAAGCAUGCAACGCUGGAGGCGCGUCAUAGCGCGGUCAGUCAAUUCACCACUUUGGAGGACUUGGAUGCGAUUGUUGUGGACGAGACGCCAAGCGACAUGAUGCGGAAGCUGGCAUGA
Messenger RNA from Bactrocera latifrons, 2886 nucleotides. It is a transcript of the gene Dop1R2, whose product is annotated as dopamine receptor 2. NCBI's taxonomy places the organism in Eukaryota, Metazoa, Arthropoda, Insecta, Diptera, Tephritidae. The record is from RefSeq and is a predicted model, not a curated record. The transcript is spliced from 3 exons. Gene Ontology annotation, biological process: adenylate cyclase-activating adrenergic receptor signaling pathway. Gene Ontology annotation, molecular function: G protein-coupled receptor activity. Gene Ontology annotation, cellular component: membrane.